Molecule: messenger RNA, 2367 nt
Organism: Penicillium macrosclerotiorum
Lineage: Eukaryota; Fungi; Ascomycota; Eurotiomycetes; Eurotiales; Aspergillaceae
Exons: 11
Coding region: 1-2367 (788 amino acids)
Source: RefSeq, a predicted model, not a curated record
AUGGCCCCAGAAGACUUGGAAGGCAUUAUGGACGACCGUUCGUCAGAAAGUGCUCCGGCUGCAAAUUCGGAAGAUGAGGGCAACAUCCAUGUCAAAUCUCCUGAUCUAUUACCCACGGAAAAUCCUCAGCCAUGCGGUGGGCUAGAAGUCCUUACCAAUAGCAUGAGACAACUCGCGGACAUCAUUUCAUCUUCGGAUUUGUCUAGGAACUUGGAAACCAAGCUCCACAGGCACUAUAAAGAAACUCGAAAGUUGAGUGAAUAUCAAUGUCCAGAAAGGCGCAUAAUCGGAUUCAUCGGCGACUCUGGCGUUGGCAAAAGCUCUCUGAUUAACUCACUCUUGCGUGAGAAGGAUCUUGCCCGCACAAGUCGAGCAGGACAAGCUUGUACUUGCGUGAUAACCGAAUACAGGCCUCUCGACCAAGAGCACACACAGCCAUAUUCGAUUGAAGUCUCUUACAUGAAUAAAGACGAGAUGAAGGAGCUGCUUUUUGAUCUCGUACAAACGUUCCGAGCCUCCCAUGUGACCGAAGCGCAUGAAGAUAACGAGAGUAACAUUUCAGAAACAGAGUCUGAAUUUCACACCAAAUCUGAACAAGCAUUUCAAACACUUGAAUCUUUAUUCAGAAACCAAAGUGAUUUCACUGAAGAACUCCUCAUCGGCGAUCCCAUUCAUCAAACUGUCGAGAACGUAACUGAAAAGUUGAUGCACUGGGCUGAUGCCGGUUUAACGAACCGGCCAGGGCGGUCCACCGCCCAUCGACAUUUCAAAGUCCACAAAAAUCUUGAUGAUUGCCAAGAAACGCUGGAUUUAUUUACAACUGAUCAAUUUCAAGACAAACCUGCAAUUUGGCCAUUCGUAAAGUUGAUAAAGUAUCGUGGAAUUCCCCAUUUCCUUCCCAGUCCCCUCAUCCAUCCGCUGAUAUCUGCCCAGGGUAUACUUGCAAUCGCCAAUUUUGUCUACAGGCUUGAUAUUGGCAGAUAUGCCAGCGAGAAGUACAUGAUUGAAAGCUGCGACGAAGUCUUCGUUGUGGCAGAUAUCAGUCGGUAUCUCUCAGACAAGUCAGUUGAACAAGUCAUUUCAGCAUGCAGACCUGAUCAGCAAAAAACCCUCGAUGUCUCUCCAGGGGAGUCUUCCCGGGGCACCACACCAGAUGCCCUUCACGUAAAAGAAAUGAACUUGAGAAUCAUAAAACUGAACACGAAAAUUCAGAAGCUGAAUUCUGAAAGAAAGCGGCUGCGGUGUGAUGCAGCCGAUCAAGAUGCAGUGGAAGAGCUCGCACUCCACGAUGAAAAAACCGCAAUUGAAUUUGAAAGAACCAAAUAUCUGAUAACCCAAAGAAACUCCAAGGUGAAGGCAGAACUAAGCAAAAGGCCCAAGCGAAAAGACCUGCUGGUCUUCUGCGUUAGCAACACACUAUAUAACUCUCAUUCUGAAAGAGAGGACGAUAAUUCGGAGGUCUACCUUGAGCUCAGUGGAAUUCCUCAAUUGCAAAGUCACUGUCAUUCAAUUCUGGCAAAGUUCCGACACGGCUCAGUGUCUGCCUUUCUUCAAAGAGAAGUUCCAGCCAACUUAGCGUCUCUUGAACUAUGGGCACAUGCGGGGUUUGAUCAAGUGAAUAUUCAAAAAGCGGUCGACCUCCGCAGAGUAUUAGAAGAAGCACAAAAUAAGCUUCGCCAGGAUUUACUUGUAGCAGACGUGCUAGAUGGAAUUCAUGCUGGACUGAAUCAUUUGUUCCAAGAGCACAUUUUGAGCCCAAUUCGGGUAUACAAACCGGAAUGGAGUGAUGCGUGCAAUGAGCUUCUCAAGGAAUGGGAACAUUGGCCACAUGGAACGUACAGGGCAUUCUGCAGUCAUUAUGGCACCCACCAACCUCGCAGGCAAGAGCCUCGUUGCUGGAAUGAGGAAUUGAUUGAAGAUGUUAUUGAAGUACUAAUUCCACAAUGGGAUAUAAUGAAAAAAGAGUUGAAGGAAUAUAUCACAUCAACUCCUCAAGAUCUCGCCCGAAAGCUUGACAACAUUUCAAAAAGACUUCGAGGAGCUGGGUCUCACAAAAGACGCAAAGCUGCUAUUCGUGAACACUUGGAAAACUCGGCACUUUGCGAGGCCUAUAUCGAGCGGGCUAAUGGAUCAUUCAAUAAGACUGUCAUUUCACACUUAAAUAAGUUGCAGCCUAUCCUCACAGAGCAAGUCGACUCCAUUGUGAUUGAUCUACAAACCAUUGUAGCUGCGGAGGGUCAGAUCCCCGAGGCAGCAAAGGAUACUGAGUUCGCUCAUCGGGUCUAUAAUGCUAUGCUUUCAUCCCGAGCGAAAUUACAAGAGACUCAAAUGCAAGAUGAUGAGGGAGGUGGAGAUUCAACACUCUAG